Molecule: messenger RNA, 2060 nt
Organism: Cadophora gregata
Lineage: Eukaryota; Fungi; Ascomycota; Leotiomycetes; Helotiales; Ploettnerulaceae
Exons: 2
Coding region: 485-1486 (333 amino acids)
Biological process (GO): ubiquitin-dependent protein catabolic process; protein polyubiquitination; positive regulation of proteasomal ubiquitin-dependent protein catabolic process
Cellular component (GO): ubiquitin ligase complex; cytoplasm
Molecular function (GO): zinc ion binding; ubiquitin conjugating enzyme binding; ubiquitin protein ligase activity
Source: RefSeq, a predicted model, not a curated record
AUGGAAAGCAUGAACCUCGCCCAAUCAUCCAUGGUUUCUUUGCACAAUUGCUUUGGCUCAUAGCCGGAGUACAUGCUGCACCAAUCUCAUCCAGGUCCUUGGAAAACGAAGGACUGAAUCUGAUCUGUUUCUCAGCAAAGAGUGAGUGUAGAUGUACCUAGCUCGAAGGAAAGAUGUCUACGAAGAUUCUCUCACUCGGCUCAGUCUGUGACAAACAAGACCGAAAGCAGAUUACCUGUACGACGGUAAGCAGUCAUUCUCCAGAGCUGCCGAAAGACCAAUUGGCACUAUGUACAUUGAGCUACUCAUUGACGCUUACUGUCCUCAAAUACAAUAAGCGCUCAUUCCUGCCCUGCUUGAACGCGCAACGCGUUGCGAGACCAUACUUGAGAAAUUCUCCAUCUCCCCCCUCUUUGAGUCUUUCUCAACAAUUAACCACAUAAUCAUUCAAUCCACAUCAAGCGAAAAAAAAUCAACCUCAAUCAUGGCUUGCGUUGAAUCAGCUGUUAUGUUCGACAGCGAGUGUGUUGCUCUGGCGCUUCAACUCGAAGAAAUCGAAGCUCAGCGCGAGCUCCAAUCCGGGAAAUGGCCUGAAGAUAAUCCUCCGGACUUUGUUCUGGCAUUUGAUAACUUCGAGGCCGAGAUGAGGAAUAUGCUUUUCCUGAUUGAGGACUUGAGAUUCGCUCACAGCAUUGCCAUAGCUGUCGAUUCUGACGCAGUAGCCAUUGAAGAGCUCAGGGUCGAGGAAUUACAGUCGGCUCGGGAUCGAGAGCUCGCCAUAAGCCUGAAUCCAGACGGAAGUCUGCCAUCUCAGGAUAUCAUCUCUAUUCCAGAGAUGCCUACAAUUGAAGAGGAGUCGGUCAGCUGGGAUCAUGUCUUGCGAGCUACAGAAGCUUCGACUUUCAGCGACCAGUCCAGUACCAUCAUUGCCGGCCCAUCGACCCAUUACACUCACCGCCAGAACAUAGUCCUUGAGCACAUGUCCCAACUCAAAGUGGAGUGCAGUGUCUGUGGGGACGCCUUCCAUCCUCAUGCCACAAUGCGUUUGGCUUGCACUGAUAUAUACUGCAAGCCAUGUCUCAAAUCUUUCUUCCUGCGCGUUACCAAGGACGAAAGCCUCUUUCCUCCAACAUGUCACCGUGAGGCGAUUGACUUCUCGCUCAUCGAGACAAGCUUCACAGUCGAAGAGUUGACUGCCUAUCGAAAUGCUGAACUGGAAUUCACCAGCACGAAUAGAGUCUACUGCGCUAGCUCAGAGUGUGCCAAGUUCAUUCCACUGUCGCACCGAACGACUGAUCGGGCGUCCUGUGAGGCCUGUGGUGCUGGGACUUGUAUGCAUUGCAAAGGCCUAGCACAUGAUGGGUCAUGCCCAUCAGAGGAGUCAAGGCAGAGCCUUAUAGAUUUUGCCGCCGACCGAGGUUGGCAAUCUUGCUUUGGAUGCGGCGAAAUGGUUGCUCGGGAUGAUGGUUGUGACCACAUGACGUGAGUGAUACACACUGCUACAUGGUUUUCAACUAGGUGCUAAAUAAAAUGACAGUUGUAGAUGUUGUGCAGAGUUCUGCUACAGAUGUGGCGUGAAGUGGAAAGAAUGCCAGUGUGAUGAUUGGGUUCCGGAUCUGAUCGAUCGAAGAGCACAGCAGAUUGUUGACAGAGAGGCAAUAUUGCCCUUGGCACCUGCUGUUCGUCAGCAGCGUGUGGUAGCUAUGACACAGGAGCUACGAGCAAAUCACGAAUGCAACCACAGUGGCAAAUUCACCAAGCUAGCUGGGUCACGCCGUGGAAAGGUGUGCGAGAUGUGCGGUGACAGACAUUGGAAGUACAUCUUGUCUUGUAAGCGGUGCCAUAUGCUGGCGUGCGAAGACUGCCGACGCUACAGAGUUAGGGGCUGAAGUUUGUCACAUUGAGAAGCAAUGUCGGAUUUCACAUCUAAUUUAUAGAGGGAAAUGGCCGACACGGUGAUGAACGCAAAAGUUACUGGUUGCGCACUUGAUAUUCAUUCAUUCAACUUCAUACACGAAAAUCUUUAGAUUUCAGUUGCCAGAGAUCUUUCUUCAUCUCCU